This is a messenger RNA of Scomber japonicus (chub mackerel), 2641 nucleotides long. RefSeq names its product WD repeat domain 91 (gene wdr91). NCBI's taxonomy places the organism in Eukaryota, Metazoa, Chordata, Actinopteri, Scombriformes, Scombridae. The transcript is spliced from 18 exons. The record is from RefSeq and is a predicted model, not a curated record. The coding region runs from base 234 to 2483 and encodes 749 amino acids. Gene Ontology annotation, biological process: early endosome to late endosome transport. Gene Ontology annotation, cellular component: extrinsic component of endosome membrane; late endosome membrane; early endosome membrane. Gene Ontology annotation, molecular function: protein binding; phosphatidylinositol 3-kinase regulator activity.
GACAACAGGAAGAGAGUUCCCUCUGUUGUUGUGAACAUUAUAUGAUUUAUUUCAUCCUCAUAAUGUAAGAGAGGAGCAGCUUUGUUCUGCACACGUUAUUCACUCCUCUAAUACUUUACUACGUGUGCGCGUGGUGAAGAAGGUUUGUCUCCGGGGCACGUGCACGAGGACACCAAACUGCACUGAAAAUCCUGCAGACUGUUUUUAUUCUACACACAGGGUUAGAGGUCACCAUGGGGUCUGCAGUGGAGAGGACAGAUGAACAUGUGAGAGAGUAUCUCAUCUACCGCGGCUUCACCAGCACUCUGAAAAACCUGGACCACGAGAUUAAAGCCGACAAGGAGAAAGGCUUCAGGGUGGAUAAGAUCAUCGACCAGCUGCAGCAUUUCAUCCAGAUCUUUGACCUGUGUGGUCUGAAGGAUUACUGGCUUUACCUGGACAGACGUCUGUUCUGCAGACUGGAAGAUGUUUACCGAUCCACUGUCAACAAACUAAGAACCAGCCUGUACAGAUACUACGUCAUCAACACCAUCCAGAAAGGCAACGUGGAGAAGACUCACGAGUUUUUCCAGAAGCAGGCGCAGGAGCUGCAGGGUCAGGCUGAGUGGCGCGAUUGGUUCAUCCUGCCGUUUAUCCAUGCACCCGAGCAGAACCCCGCCUUCUCUCCUUACUUCUCCCGCCAGUGGUCGGACACCUUCCUGGUUUCACUGCACAACUUCCUGUCUGUCCUCUUCCAGUGCAUGCCUCAGCCAGUCCUGCUUAGUUUUGAUGCUGAAGUCCAGAAGACAACCGGCCUGGCAGAAGAGAACGAACAGUACCGCCAGCUGCUGUUCGCUCUGCAGACAGAGUGUCGGGACCAGAGAGACGUAGAUGAAGUGAACCACCACAAGCUGCCGGUGUACGUCCAGAACAUGGACCGACUGGGAGACACUGAGUUGGACUUGGUGUCAAGCCAGCGUACUAUCAGUACCUCAACAACUCCUUCCAGAAACUUCUUCUCUACAUUCCUACCACAAGGCCGACGCACUCCAGGGAAAACGCCUCAGGUUACCACUGGGUCUUCGCCAAACCAGUUAACAGUGGGCAGAAAGGACACACCAAUCAAUCAGACUGCAAAGUCAAAAGAGGCGGUCCAACCUAAGGAGGUGAGGCCAGUUUCCAGCCAGCCAUUAACCAGUGAACCUUCAAGUUCCCAAUCCCAGCAAUCAACAAACCAGCAGACAAACCAGCAGUCACAUCCCAGACACAGGAGAGUCCAGGACCAUGAAAAAGAGAGGAAGGAGCUUUUCUCCAAACCACCAUCACAGAUACUAGAGAAAAAGGGGGAGGCAGGGGAGAUGGAACCUCAUGUGGAGACCUCCAGUGAAGCCCCUGACUCCUCCCUAAAUAGCAGGAGUGGAAGAGGAGGAACAGAGGGAGGAGGUCUUUCUGUGGAACAGCCUUUCAUUAAACUCAGCCAGGAGGAAUAUGGAGAACACCAUUCCUCCAUCAUGCACUGCAGGGUUGACUGCUCUGGUCGCCGGGUUGCCAGUUUGGAUGUUGACGGGGUUAUUAAGGUGUGGUCGUUCAACCCCAUCAUGCAGACCAAGGCCACCAUCAUGUCAAAGUCUUCUCUGCUGUCUCUGGAGUGGGCCACCAAACCUGACAGACUGUUGUUACUAGGCAGCGGUGUUGGCACAGUGCGGCUGUAUGAUACAGACGCCAAGAAGAAUCUUUACGAGAUGAAUAUCGACGAAACUCACCCACGUAUCUUGUCUUUAGCCUGCAGUCCCAGCGGUUCGUCAUUUGUGUGUUCGGCUGCAGCUCUGAGUCAGUCUGGAAGUACCGAAUCUCCUCGACUUCCUGUACCAGUGUCUGGACAACUGCUGCUGUGGGACACCAAAACUGUCAAACAACAGCUCCAGUUCUCUUUAGAACCUGAACCAGUAGCCAUAAACUGCACAGCCUUCAAUCACAACGGAAACCUGCUGGUGACCGGAGCUGCUGACGGAGUUAUCAGACUGUUUGAUAUGCAGCGCUAUGAGAGCGUUAUGAGCUGGAGAGCUCAUGAUGGAGAAGUUUACAGUGUGGAGUUCAGCUAUGAUGAAAACACUGUCUUUAGCAUUGGAGAAGAUGGCAAGUUUAUCGGGUGGAACAUCCACCGGUGUGGGGUGAAGCAGUCUGAGCAGGCUUUACCUCAGGACGCCACUGGACCUUUUGUCCUGUCAGGGUACAGCGGAUACAGACAGGUUCAGGUUCCUCGAGGUCGACUCUUUGCCUUCGACUCUGAAGGACAACACAUCCUGACCUGUUCCAGCUCUGGAGGACUCAUAUACAGACUGACCAAUGGGGAGCCGGCUCUGGAAAACGUGCUGUCGCUGGGCGGGCACAAAGCACCAGUGGUGACAGUUGAUUGGUGCUCGGCAGUGGACUGCGGGACCUGUCUGACUGCCUCCAUGGACGGAAAGAUCAAACUGAGCACGCUCCUGGCACAGAAGUCCUGAUUGAGGACCUAAUAGAGAACACCUGAGGGGUCAGACAUCAUCAGAGUUUAGUUUAAAAUAAACAGAUUCAGUUAUAGAUGGAGAUUAUUAGAAUGUAAUGAUGAUAAUCUAAUCAUGUGAUACAAAGUGUGACAAUUAGCAAACCUGUUGUAAAUUAA